This is a messenger RNA of Folsomia candida, 802 nucleotides long. RefSeq names its product 28S ribosomal protein S14, mitochondrial (gene mRpS14). Gene Ontology annotation, cellular component: ribosome; mitochondrial small ribosomal subunit. Lineage: Eukaryota; Metazoa; Arthropoda; Collembola; Entomobryomorpha; Isotomidae. Gene Ontology annotation, biological process: translation. The coding region runs from base 226 to 690 and encodes 154 amino acids. The record is from RefSeq and is a predicted model, not a curated record. Gene Ontology annotation, molecular function: structural constituent of ribosome. The transcript is spliced from 2 exons.
GGGAGAGUCGACACUUGUUGGCGCAACGUGCACUCGUCCGCACUGCCACAGCAAACCAGCAUGGCGACGCGGAGGGCCACACUCUCAGCCAUCUCACCCCUCACUCAUUCCGCAGCGAAACAAGGAUCUAAAUCACUUUCCGCUUACUUCAAACUUGCAAAAACAAAACAUUGUACACCAAACUUCGUUACGUAAUUUUAAGUAUUGAAAUUUUCAAAUAUAGAAAUGUUUAGUUCUUUUAAUUUGGGUAAAAUAGGGCCACUAGUCCAGUGCAGAUUUGCAUCUCACGCUGUCAUGAAAAGUAAACCAGUGAUUCCAAAACCACCGAAGCAACCCCCAAAGAAAUACGAUAUUGAGUGGAACCCUCAACCCGGCGGAUUACAGGGAUGGACUGAUUGGAGGAUGAAAAAGAAUUACAGAAACAGACAAAUAUGUGUGGAGUGGGGUUUGGAGCACACGUUGUUAAAGGCCAUGAAAAACCAAGUCAUUUUACCAAGAGAAAUUCAAGAACUAGCGAUGGAAGAUUUUCACGCGAUGCCAAUCCAUGCUGCCUAUUUAACACUUCACGAACGUUGUGCCAUUUCGUCGAGAGGAACAGGAGUUGUUCGUAACUGGAGAAUAAGUCGAUUCUUCUUCAGACACUUAUCGGAUUAUAACAAAAUGUCUGGAGUCAGACGGGGAAUUUGGUAGAGUAGAAGAGUGAUGUAGUCUAUAAGUUAUCAAAUUGUUCGCUAAAUAAUUGAAAUACGUGCGUAAAUAACCAUUAAUGAAUAAACCAUUAGUUUUUGUUAAUCCCCAACUG